Messenger RNA from Pistacia vera, 1269 nucleotides. RefSeq names its product calcineurin B-like protein 10. The coding region runs from base 259 to 1035 and encodes 258 amino acids. Gene Ontology annotation, molecular function: kinase binding; calcium ion binding. The record is from RefSeq and is a predicted model, not a curated record. Gene Ontology annotation, biological process: calcium-mediated signaling. The transcript is spliced from 9 exons. Lineage: Eukaryota; Viridiplantae; Streptophyta; Magnoliopsida; Sapindales; Anacardiaceae.
UGAAUUAUAUGCAUAACAUCUCUUUAUUAGAGCUAUACCAGCUGGAAAGUUUGAAGCAAAAAUUUAAUCCAGAAAAACUCUGAAACAGUUGCUGAAGGAAUCAUAGGCUAAAUUGGAUUGUUAUUCUUGAAGAAUUAUCUCUCUUUCGUGCCAAACAUUAUUCUCUCUUUUCAUUUGUGUGAAGAGGUGUUCUUGGAAGACAUAUUAUGGUAGUUAUUGAGUGGCUGUUAAAAGUAUUGCUGUUGCAUAAAGAUUGAGAUGAAAUUCAGAUAUUUUGACCCAGAAAUGAACCCUUCAAUGAGCUCUUCAUGGGGAUCAAGCUCUUUUACAGUAGGCAACAAGAUAUGUGCUGUGUUCAUGCCAUUGGUAAUCUUGAUAGAGGAACUGAUCUUCAGCUUAGCCGGUUGCUUUGAUCACCAUCGUCCACCUAGGCUUCAAAACACAUUCAGUGAUUUUGUUCGCCUUGCUAAUAAUUCCCCAUUUAGUGUAAACGAGGUAGAGGCCCUGCACGAAUUAUUCAAGAAGUUGAGCAGUUCCAUCGUUGAUGAUGGGCUAAUUCACAAGGAAGAGCUCCGGUUAGCAUUACUCCAAACUUCAGUUGGCGAGAAUAUAUUCCUCGAUAGGGUAUUUGAUCUUUUUGAUGAGAAGAAAAAUGGGGUUAUUGAAUUUGAGGAGUUUGUCCAUGCACUUAGUAUCUUUCAUCCUUGUACUUCAACAGAUAAGAAAAUUGAUUUUGCAUUUAGGCUUUAUGAUUUAAAAGAGACUGGAUAUAUAGAGCCAGAAGAAGUCAGGCAAAUGGUAGUUGCCAUCUUACAAGAAUCCGGCCUGCAACUUCCGAACGAAUCGCUUGAAGCUAUCAUUAGCAAGACAUUUAUUGAAGCUGAUGUUGAUAGGGAUGGCAAAAUUAAUAAAGAAGAAUGGAGAACUUUUGUUUUCAAGCACCCUUCACUUAUAAAGAACAUGACUCUCCCUUAUUUGAAGGAAAUCACCACUGUGUUUCCAAGUUUUAUAUUCAACACUGAAGUUGAUGACUGAGGAUCUAGUCAUCUGGGCAUGCUCAAGCAGCUCUCUUCUUACUGAAGCCAAAUGUUCAGAAAUGCUUUGAGAUUCACACUUUACUUCCAAAUUUGUUCCCACCUUAUUUCUGGAGGCAUAACGCAUCCCUCCAGUGCAAGGUCUUGUAUUGUCACCAUCUUGUAUAUCAACUUUAAAGAAAAUUAUUGUUAGCGACAUAUAUAUAUAUAUAUUUUUUUUUUCAGAUUUCACAUA